CUUGGCUAGGUGUUGGCCAAUGAAAUUUAAACACAUGUCUUGUCCUCUAUAAAUUAAGUGUUUUUGUCGCACAACAUCAUUGAUACCUGAUCAUACACUGAAGACCCGAAUUCAAUUCCUCAGCUCUUGAGACACGUGCAGUUACCAUGAAUACCUAUAUCCUCCUUGUAUUGUUUGCCGCCGGUUUAGUAGCUGUGUCCGCCAAUGGUGAAAAGGUCCCCGUCGUAGCCACUGAAAAAGAGUUGGCAGACUUUUCGGAACACGACUUGGACGAAUUUCUGGAGGAUAUGUCUGAGGAUUUCACUGACUUCGAAACCGGCGACAUACACCCAGGCGUAAUGUCUAAGGAUGACGCUGACUUCGAAACCGGCGACAUACACCCGGGAGUUAUGUCUAAGGAUGACGCUGACUUCCAAAGCGACGACGUACACCCAGACGUAAUGUCUAAGGAUGACGCUGACUUCCAAACCGACGACCUACACCCUGGGUUUAUGUCUAAUGAUGACGCUGACUUCGAGACAGGGAAUUAAGAAGAAUCGAAUGAAGACUUUAAAUAUUAAAUUUCGUUUUAAUUAUUCAAAAUAAAACAUGAAAUAAAAAGUUUACUGCUGCAA
Molecule: messenger RNA, 614 nt
Organism: Pecten maximus
Lineage: Eukaryota; Metazoa; Mollusca; Bivalvia; Pectinida; Pectinidae
Exons: 2
Coding region: 147-530 (127 amino acids)
Source: RefSeq, a predicted model, not a curated record